UUUCAAUACAUCAAGACGCUACUAGCUCUACACAAGCACUUCCCUAAAGUACGAGUUGAUAUGGUUUUGCGUGAUCGGACAGUCCGCCUACAGCCUCCGUUAGAAGAAAUACGCGUGCAACACUACAGUCAGCUGCGCCGGCUGGUGUCGCUGCCCAAUCACUUCGUGGGUCUGCGGGCCAAUAUAGCCGACGAGAAAUCUAUCUUUGCAUCCAUCGUCGAAAAGCACGGCUGGCUCGGCAACCGCGCCGUGCGCGAGCUGGAGGCGGCGCUGCGGGCGGCGCGCGGCGCGUGCGCGCGGUGGGCGCGGCGCGCGGCGCUGGCGUGCGUGCGCGACCUGGACGCGCUCUGCGCGCGCCAUCUGCGCCGCGUCGCCGACUGGGAGGACAACUUCAAGGCCUGCAAGGCGCUCGGCCAGGCCGUGGCCAAGAUGACUUUUGACGACGAAAAAAUAGAAUGGAUAACUAUCGGAACGGCCACGUUGCGUCGCGAGUUUGAAGCUCAAACGCGCAACCUGUGGGCCUGUCUCAUGUCGUCCUUGCAAGCGAGCUGUCGCGACGACGCUGUCGCGUUAGAGUCUUUUAUGGCCAACGCUACUGUCAUGCUAGAAAACAAGGAAUUGCCUAAGAACGCUAAAGAUUUAGCUGAAAUAAGUUCCAAGCAACAGGCGCUACAGGAGCAGAUGCCCGAGAUGGAGAAAACAGUUGAGGAUCUAAAGAGAAAAGGAUACUUGCUUCGGACCUGGGGUGGAGAUUCAUCGAUCGAUAACACAAUACGAGAUUGGGAAAAAUUGCGCGAACAAAUUCUUAGUCAACGAGAAAUGUUCAACCAUCAGGCCGAAAUAGUGAAGAGCAACCUAAAGGGGUCCUGGGAGAACCUGCACGGCGAAGUGGAGGCGUGGGUGUCGCGCUGCGGGCGCCUCGAGCACGCGCACGCGGACAUGCGGCAGCGCGCGCGCGACGCCCUGCACGCCGCCGACGUCGCGCAGCGCCUGCUCGCCGCGCGCGCGCAGCUCGCGACCGACUGUGACAAGUUUAAUAUGAAACUGGAAAUUUCGGACACGUGGAGGGAAGCGGAGAGACUCAUGAAUGAUCUCUUAAACCUUUGGACCGUACUGAAAGAAUAUGGUGAUGAGUUUGAAGAGCUAGCUGGUCAAGAAUGGAUAAUUUUUCAAAAGAAACUUCAUGUUCUCGACGAUUUCGUAGCCAAGUGGAACAGUCAAUUGGAACCGUAUACCAACGUCACCUUAUACAUAAAACAAGAACUUGAAAAUUAUUGCGAACUUACAACAGCGUUAAAGUACCUACGUGGCACAGAUUUCACCGAAAAUCAUUGGCGAGAAGUAUUUAGUCUUAUAGAACUGGAAUACAUCAAACCGGAAACGCUAUUAGUAAAAGAUUUGUUGAAAGUUGGACCCAAUAUCAAGAAACAGAUGAAGACGUUGCAGAAAAUAAGCGCAGCCGCAUCGAGCGAGGCCACCAUCAGAUGCGCGCUCAACGAGCUGGAGCUGUGGUUCGCGGGCGCCAGGCUGGCGCUCGUGCAGCGCGCAGACAAGGCGCAGAGACGAAUCAGCAUCGUCACCAAUUACAAGGAGAUGAUGUCUAAGGUCGAGGAGCAGCAGUGGGUGGUGUCGUCGGCGGGCGCGGCGGGCGCGGCGGGCGGCGCGUGGGAGGCGCGCCUCGGCGUCGCGCACCGCCUCGCGCGCGCCGCGCACCACGCGCAGCGCAGGUGCGUACACUAG
Messenger RNA from Vanessa atalanta (red admiral), 1740 nucleotides. Its product is annotated as cytoplasmic dynein 2 heavy chain 1-like. Gene Ontology annotation, biological process: microtubule-based movement. The record is from RefSeq and is a predicted model, not a curated record. The transcript is spliced from 11 exons. Bases 61 to 1740 code for a protein of 559 amino acids. Gene Ontology annotation, molecular function: minus-end-directed microtubule motor activity; dynein light intermediate chain binding; dynein intermediate chain binding. Gene Ontology annotation, cellular component: dynein complex. NCBI's taxonomy places the organism in Eukaryota, Metazoa, Arthropoda, Insecta, Lepidoptera, Nymphalidae.